Molecule: messenger RNA, 1282 nt
Organism: Pectinophora gossypiella (pink bollworm)
Lineage: Eukaryota; Metazoa; Arthropoda; Insecta; Lepidoptera; Gelechiidae
Exons: 5
Coding region: 117-1070 (317 amino acids)
Source: RefSeq, a predicted model, not a curated record
ACGAAUCCUAAAAUGUCAUUUAGGUUAAACUAAGUUCGCACGGAAGUUAAAUAAUUUUGUAAAAUUAGUUUUAAACACUGCUAAAGAACUUUAUUUAUUUAAAAUGUGAUACUACAAUGCAAAAGCUGACCAGAGAGCAAAAAAAAAUUAAGAAGAAGUUGAGAAUUCUCCAAAAAAGUGCCAUUGAAAGCGGUAUAAAUGGAGUGCUGCUUCAGCAAUUAAAUUAUAUUUAUAAUUAUAAGCAAGAAACUGCAAAUAAUGGAUCAAAUAAGAAGCUGAUCGUGAUAGUAGUGACAUGUUUUAUAGCGGUGGUGAUAAGCUUUAGUUUUGCGAAUAGUAUUAUUGGUGCAAGAUGUUUAUUACCUAGUAAUUACUUCGUGUGGGAGGCGACGCGUCCUCUCGCCGAUUGUGCGUAUUGCGCCAACGUUACGAAACCUAUUGUGUUACGGAACAUCACUAGGCGGGAAUUUGCUAAGUAUGCUUACUCUUCAAGACCAAUAAUUGUGAAGAAUGCCAUCUCUGAUUGGCGAGCGUCUAGAGAAUUUAGCUACGACCUGUUUAAGAGGCUAUAUGAGAGGACAGCGGGCAGUUAUGAAAGCCUGGAAGAUGGGUGCCAAUUUCUAAACUUUAAGACUGAUCUUUUUACAUUGAAAGAAGUAUUUAGUAUGCCUGAGGAUAGAGUGAGAAACAAGCCAGGCCAGAAACCUUGGUAUGUGGGCUGGGGCAACUGUCACCCUGACAUCCUGGCAGCUGUUAGGCAGUAUUACAGCCCACCAACCUUCCUGCCUGACGAUGCAGAGUUUCCUGCCACUGAGAACAUAUUCUUUGGAUAUGAAAUUGGAGCUGUCAUGCAUUUGGACUACAUACCCCGUCUGAUGUGGCAGGGCCAAGUGAAAGGCAACAAGACAUGGUCCAUAGCUCCUGUACUGGAAUGUGAUCAUAUUUGUCAGAAGUUUGACUUUUACGUCGAGGCUGGAGAUGUUGUGUUGCUGGACACUCGCAUCUGGUACCAUGCGACGAGUAUUCCUAAGGGCCAAUUCUCAAUGACUGUACAAUCAGAAUAUGGAUGACCAAUGAUAGACGGCUAUUUAUAACUUGUAGUACAAAAGAAUCAUUCUUUUACAUAUCUGAUAUGCCAAAUUUUUACACUCUCUUUAUUUAUACAAACUAUUUAUUAUCUUUUUUGUACUUUGUGCCAUUUUAUGUAGUGCAACUACCUUAGCUGUAAGUGAUUGCAAUGUUUUAUUUAUUUUUCUUUAUGGAAUAAACUUCAUAAAUUUUA